AUGCCCUUUCAUGAAUCUGAAGAUGUUGUUGAUAGUCUUAUUGACUUUGUUUUCCCAGAAAUAAAAAUGAAAAGCUGCGAGGAAAUAAUGUUUGUUGACAGAGCAAUCUUGACUCCUCUCAAUACUGCUGUAGAUAGCAUAAAUUGUAGCCUAAUUGAUCAAUUCCCUGGAGAAUCAGUUUGUUAUAAGAGAUAUGAUUUAUUGCUCGAUGAUACAGGAAGUAUUUUUCCAACUGAGUUCUUAAAUACCCUUUCUCCUGGUGGUAUGAGUCCACAUGAAUUAGUGCUAAAGGAAAAUUGUCCUGUUAUUUUGCUUAGAAACCUUGCUCCUGCAUCGGGUCUCUACAAUGGUACUCGUAUGCUAUGUAAGCAUUUCUAUCCUAAUAUAAUUGAGUGUGCCAUAAUUACUGGCCAUCAUGCAGGAGAGCAUGUUUUCAUUCCACGAAUAAAUCUACGACCAUCUAAAGCGCUUAAUUAUCCAUUCAAGUUUCAAAGGAAGCAGCUCCCUAUUAAACUUAGCUUCGCUAUGACGAUCAACAAGGCUCAAGGACAGACUUUAUCACAAGUUGGACUCUAUCUAAACAGCCCUUGUUUCUCACAUGGGCAACUUUAUAUUGGUUUAUCUAGGGCUCAACCAUCAGCUCAAAUUAAAGUUUUAUCUAAACCAACAACAGAACAGGUUUCAGCAACAACAGUGAGAAAUGUCGUAGCAUUCAGCAUUCUCGAAAAGGCAGGUUCAGAAAUCUGUGUGAACAGCAAAGUAUCACAUAGUUUUGCUAUUUUGGAAAACUUUUCAUUAUUGACACAAAUGGAAAAUUCUUUACUAGACAUAUCUUCUCCAUCUUGGUAA
Molecule: messenger RNA, 849 nt
Organism: Chenopodium quinoa (quinoa)
Lineage: Eukaryota; Viridiplantae; Streptophyta; Magnoliopsida; Caryophyllales; Amaranthaceae
Exons: 2
Coding region: 1-849 (282 amino acids)
Source: RefSeq, a predicted model, not a curated record